UUAGUCGUUAGUCUAUUUUCACGCUUUACGCAAAGGGCGACUUCAUGCAUGGGUUGAUGUUUAAUCGCUGACUGUGGUGCGUAAAAGGCGCGUCCUCGUCCUUGCGGGCUAUCACGUUAUCGCUAUAUCCUUAGGGGAGGUAAAUAAAAGGUUUUGCCAAAGCACAGCGGUGAUGCAAAGCCUGGUAGGUGACUGCUCUCACCAGCAGCACAGAGCUUUUUUGACACGGACCUACACGCUGGUCGGACUAGCGCUGAGUCCCGCGCUCUUGGCUGUAUGUUGGACUUAUUGGAUUUGACUGGUGCCUUUAACUUGAGCCGCGAAGCUUGUGCAAAUCUUUAAUUCUUUCACAAUGUUUUUAAAAGAUGCGGCACCUGUUUGCGAAUGUUGCAGAAAACGGGUAGAGGACUGCUUGCCUUGCUGUUGAUAGUGUUGGAGUGGACCCGGCCAGGCCUACCGUCCCCACUGAGGCCAAUCUGUGACCUGAGGGUCCUGAACCAUUUCAUUAAAGAAGCACGAGACGCAGAAGUCGCUAUGAAGUCAUGUAGAGAUGGAUGCAGCCUGUCAGAUUCUGUCACUGUUCCUCAAACCAGAGUCGACUUUGAUGUCUGGGAGAAGAAAAAUGCACUGGAGCAAGCCCAGGAGGUGCAGGCUGGCUUAUGGCUUUUACAACAGGCCCUCAGCUUGCUACGGUCCUCGGCCACCAACACAGCACUGCACAGUCACAUAGAUAACUCCAUUAGAAACCUGCACAGCAUCAAUGCAGUGCUGCGUAGUCUCAACAUCCAGGAAUAUACCCCACCAGGAAGUGCAGCUGGCCUUGAGGGAACAUGGACGGUGUCCUCAGCAGCAGAUUUGCUUCAAGUCUAUGUCAAUUUCUUGCGAGGCAAAGUGCGCCUCCUCCUUUCGGAUGCACAGGCUUGUCAGCAAGAUGUCAGCUGAUCGGCUGAUCUCCCUACUCCAGGCAAAGCUAAUUUGUGUUUCCAAAGGCAAGAAGAGGGACUUGACACUGUUGACCUGCACCCUGACUGGUGGAAGCGGUGUGGAAAGAAAGAUACAGCCAUCCUCACAUACGCGGAGGAAGCUGAAAGGAAAGGACAGUCCGAGCUUGGCUGUGAAUGGACAGGAGAUGAUUGCACCUUGGAGUGUAGAUGUGACACUUGGACAUGGUGAAGCACACACUGACCAAAAUGAGGCCCUUGGGAAGCACUGCUCCAAAAGCUGUUCUACUGGCACUCUCUUGCACUUUGUGUGUGGAUGUACUUUUGUUUGUGUGAGUUUGUGUGACUGCAAGUUUAAAUCUGCAUGUAGUGUGCAUGUGUUUGUUUCCAGUGAGUUUGACCCCUAAACUCAUCUCUUUAGAGUGAAACACCCAGAAAAUAUUGAUUUCAUCUGGAAAUUGGAGGAAUGUGAGGUUGCAACAGGGUAUUCAUUUCAAAUACCACUGCGACAAGUCAAAAAUGAAAGAGGCCUCAAGCCUUUAACAUUUUCCAACUAUGCCUCACAGAAACAUUAGUCUCAUUGGUUUUUUUAUUCUAAUAUAUUUUUAAAAGUUAUGUAAUUGCUAUUUAUACAGAUUUUCUACUUUAAAGCUCAAGUAUUUGUUUUUUUUAGCGUUGGAUCUUUAAGAUUUUAGUUGGGCUUUUCUUGCCAUGUUCUCAUUGAAUACAUUUGCAAAGGUGUUUGUUAACAUCAUUUGCAAUGGCACGCUGCUGACUUCCUUUUUUUUUUUUUUUUUUUUUUUUUUUUUUUUUUAAAGACUGUAUGUACCUGAUUAGCUGUUACAGUGUCACACUGCUCCAUGUCCCAUCCAUAUAACAGAACAAAUGACUAAAAGGUUGAUGCAGAGGUUCAGUUACAGUGAACGAGGGAGCAAGAGGUCAGUGAGGAGGAGGGUUACAUGAGAACUGUGAAGCUGUUUUGUCAUUAUCUGUGUUUUUGUUGCUGCCUAACCGACACUCAACCAGUCUCUACACACUGAUAGCUAGACUGUCCGGAAAAAUUAUGUUUGGCUUUUACAAUUAACAUCCUGUGAGGCUGUAAUUGCAAAUAGUUUUCCAGUAUCAGACACUAACACUGUCUCCUCCCUCCCUCUAUUGUUCGUCAUCAAACGGCAGACAGGCAAUCAGUCAGUCCUGGGAACUUGAGGCUUUCUAUAAAAUGGAAGCUCAACUAUUUCAGAUUAGUUAAAUGUUCUUCCUUGUUUUUUUUCCGUAUUUUUAUAUCUUGUUGUGUAAGUGCAAGAUGUUUUUAAGGAUGUUUGUACAUGUUUUCUUUCCUGUUGUUUUUGUGUUUUGUCCCAUCACUGUAUAAUUUGCUAUUUAAAUACAAAAUAUUAUUCUUGGAUAAAGAAAGGAUAGAUGGAAACACAACAAGGGGAAGUCUGUCCAUUUCAUUCAUUACCUUUGUCUUGGUCAGGUCAGUGGAGUUAACAAUCAAGCUUUGACAGAUGCUGAACAAAACUUAUUUCACCUAGAAACUGGAGCAAUGUGAGAUUGUAAUAGGGUAUCCAUACCACUGUGAAAAGUCAAAAAUGAAAGAGGCCUCAAUACAUCCUGAUCUGAGUUUCCUGCCCAUGAU
Messenger RNA from Seriola dumerili (greater amberjack), 2580 nucleotides. RefSeq names its product erythropoietin (gene epoa). The coding region runs from base 385 to 942 and encodes 185 amino acids. Gene Ontology annotation, cellular component: extracellular region. The transcript has 5 exons. Lineage: Eukaryota; Metazoa; Chordata; Actinopteri; Carangiformes; Carangidae. Gene Ontology annotation, molecular function: cytokine activity; hormone activity; erythropoietin receptor binding. The record is from RefSeq and is a predicted model, not a curated record. Gene Ontology annotation, biological process: nucleate erythrocyte development.